This is a messenger RNA of Pogoniulus pusillus (Red-fronted tinkerbird), 2476 nucleotides long. It is a transcript of the gene DMTN, whose product is annotated as dematin actin binding protein. NCBI's taxonomy places the organism in Eukaryota, Metazoa, Chordata, Aves, Piciformes, Lybiidae. The coding region runs from base 574 to 1782 and encodes 402 amino acids. Gene Ontology annotation, biological process: cytoskeleton organization; actin filament bundle assembly; lamellipodium assembly. The transcript is spliced from 17 exons. Gene Ontology annotation, molecular function: actin filament binding. Gene Ontology annotation, cellular component: plasma membrane; actin cytoskeleton. The record is from RefSeq and is a predicted model, not a curated record.
GAAAAGAGAGAGGCAGGGAGAGGAGGGAGAGCUGCACCCAGCUGCACCCACCCCACCCCACCUCUGCACCCACCCCAUCCCGUCCCAUCCCACCCACCCCGCGGCCCGGAGGUGCCGCUUGGGUUAUCGGUGCGGAGCGGCUGCUGGGCUGGGGAGAUAGGAGCGGAGCUGCUGCUGCUCCUCCGCCCGCGUUCGCCCACCCGCGCCUGGCGCUCGGCUCCAGCCCGCACCGGCACCGCCGCCGCUUCAGCUGCUGAGGCCAAAGGGUUGGGGCAGUUCGGCAACCAGCGCGGUCCUGAGGCAGCCCAAAUCCCCCCACGCCGCCACCACCCCACCCCCCCCGGCCAAGCGAAGGAGGCCAAGGGGGUCAGCGGCGUCAUUCUUCUCCUCACCAUCCUCCUCCUCUUCCUCCUCCUCCACCCACCAGCUUCCCCGCGGCUGGAGGAGGGAUGAGGUAUCCCCACCUUUAGAAGCAGCACCCAAGCCCCAGCCUGGCAGCAGCACCCAGAGGGAUGUGGAGCCACAGAGGCAGCAGACCCUGUGACUGACACAACCUCUCCAGCCCACAGCUGAAUGGAAAGGCUGCAGAAGCAACCUCUGACCUCCCCCGGGAGUGUCUGCUCCUCCCGCGGCUCCAGCGUCCCGGGCUCGCCCUCCAGCAUCGUGGCCAAAAUGGACAAUGAGGUUCUGGGCUACAAGGACCUGGCUGCCAUCCCCAAGGACAAAGCCAUCCUGGACAUCGAGAGGCCUGACCUGAUGAUCUAUGAGCCCCACUUCACCUACUCCCUGAUGGAGCACGUGGAGCUGCCCCGCAGCAGAGAGAGGUCUCUGUCGCCCAAAUCCAUCUCUCCUCCUCCGUCUCCAGAGGUGAUCCGGGAGUGGCUGGAGAGCAGGACCCCUGCCAGCGCCCCCCUGCCCCCCGCUCGCCAGGGCAGCAGCUCCACCCGCAGCAGCGUGCAGCACUUCCACCGACCCGAGACCGACACGACCGAGCUCAACAUCUACAAGAAGCCUCCCAUCUACAGGCAGAAAGACCACCACCACCCUGCUGCCCACCACGGCAAGCAUCUCAUCGAGGACCUGAUCAUUGAGUCCUCCAAGUUCCCUGCGGCGCAGCCCCCAGACCCCAACCAACCUGCCAAGAUCGAGACCGACUACUGGCCGUGCCCCCCGUCCCUGGCUGUCGUGGAGACCGAGUGGAGGAGGCGGAUGGCAUCCAAGCGAGGAGAGGAGGAGGAGGAGGACCUGACGGAGGAGAUGAAGAACCUGCGGGAGCUCCAGAGGCAGGAGCUGAGCAAGGUCACCUCCAACCUCGGGAAGCUGAUCCUGAAGGAGGAGAUGGAGAAAUCCCUCCCGAUCCGCAGGAAAACUCGCUCGCUGCCCGACAGGACUCCCUUCCACACCUCUCUGCACUCGAGCAGCUACAAGAGCUCCUCACUGCCAGCCUCUGGCAGGAGCACCCUCACCCGGCUGCAGUCGGCAGAGUUCAACUCAGCAGGCAGCGAGAAGAGCAGCCCAGGCCUGCAGAACGGCCAGCGUGGGCGCAUGGACAGAGGCAACUCCCUGCCCAGUAUGCUGGAGCAAAAGAUCUACCCCUAUGAGAUGCUGAUGGUGACCAACCGAGGCCGAGUGAAGCUGCCCCCAGGAGUGGACAGGACCAGACUGGAGAGGCAUCUCUCCCCCGAGGACUUCCUGCGGGUCUUCGAGAUGCCCCCCGAGGAGUUCAGCAAGUUGGCGCUCUGGAAACGCAACGAGCUGAAGAAGAAAGCCUUCCUCUUCUGAGUCCUCCUCAGCCCCAGCUCAGCCCCUCUCACGCCGUCUAAACGCCCCCUCCCCCACUCCUCCUUUUCCCCUCUCCCAAAGCCCCUCCCUCCCCCCUCCCCCCUCCCAGCUCUGCCUCUCACCUCGCUCCUCUGGUGGCAAAAGGGCUCGGGGCGUGCGGGGGGGCUCAAACCUGCCCCUCCAGCACCCAGCGAUGGGGCUGGGGGCAGAUCCUGCCCAGCGGUGGGCACGGUUCAGCUCAGAGGUGUCUGUGUGUGGGGGGGGGGGGGUCUCUGUGCUUUGUGUCCCCUUCUCUGCUCCCCCCACAAGCCAGGCAUGCUGGCGGGGGGGGGGGGGGGCUGCCUUCAGCUGGCAGUGGGGUGAGGGUCAGCAGCCUCUGGAUCUCAUGCCAGGGUGCCCCCCCUGACCCUCCCUGGGCUGCCUCUCUGUGCCCCCUGCCCCCACUCUAUGAUGUGUGAAGAGCCUGGGCAGGGGGAAGGGGGGCACCUCGCUGCCAGGCUGGUGUGCCCCCAGCAAAGCCAGGCCAGCAGCCCCCCACUUCUAACACACACACAGCCCCUCCCCACCCUGGUCCCUCCUGUGCCAACAGCAAGGACCACAAGGACACUGCCAACACCUGCCUGGCACCAGGCUGGCAGAGGGCAGGGCUGGGAUGCUGGGGAGGUGGAGGAGCAUGGGAUGGAGUGUGGGGGUC